CGCGGCUCGUAAGCUGUGCGAAAAGCUAUCGUGCUGCCCUGAGACACGUGCGCUAGUCUGUCUCUGUGUAAGUGUGCUGCCGUGUGCUUUUGUAAUAAUAAGUGUUAUGUAUAUAUUCCGUAUUAUCAAAGUGUAAGGUGGAAAAGUGAGCGAGUGCACGAGCCAUUUAAAUAGCGGCAGCAACAGCAGUUGUUACAAGUAUGUUAUGCUUUACGGUGGAGUGUGAUGGUGGUCUGCAGUAACAGUGUCAGCAGACGGGGCACGUGCAGUAAUAGUAGUAGUAGUAGUAGUAGUAGCAGUAGAGUAAGAGUGACAUCAAGCGAGCAAGGCUCAUGCGAGAAAUACACGAUCAGCCGAGGCUGUGCGCGACUUUCGGUGUGCUAAGUGUUCGCGAGAUAUACAUCAGAGUGAGCAAUGUUGAUUAUUAAAGUGCACCGACAAGAGGAGCAGAAGCAACGACGACAACAACAGUAUUUCAAGUGGUGGUAGUGUUUAUAUGUGUGAGUGUGUGUGUAUGUCGCUGCAAUCCCACACACGCGUACAUGCACGUACUCUUCUUUCUCUCUUUUCUCUCUCGCUCUCUUUCCAUACAGACAAACGUACUCACUUACACACGCACAUGUGCGUCAUAGGUGGGCCUUAUUGCAAGGAGCAUAAUAUAGGCCUUGAAAGAGGGACCGCCGCCACCGCCGCUGCUGCGUGAGAAGCGAAUCUGCGGAGGAAGCGCGUAGAGUCCGAGAGUGCGCGCGCGAGAAAGAGUAUUGUUAUCGGUCGGCUGCGGCUGCUUGUGUCGCGUGCAUUCUUAAAAAGGGGGACAACAGUGUCUUUCUCUUUCUCUCACUCACACAUACAUUACCUCACGCACACACACGCACGCGCGCACAUACACACUUGUACAUUGACACACACGCGGACACUCGCAACACUCUCAGGAACCGAGUUGGCCGCUCUAUGCGAGAAGGCUCUAACUUUUUAGAGGGAAGCAAAACGAAGAAGACACAUGAUGCUAGCAGAGCGAGCGCUCGUUGCUGCUCACUGCAAGGCUAGGACCGACACGACAACGACGAGAACAACGACGAUCAGUUUUCCCGAGCUGUUCAUCCAUCCUCGCUGCAUCAUCGAGCUUCUUCGAGCCAGUGUCAAGAGCGACGACGACGACGACGACAAAGUAGUCACCUGGCUGCAACAGCGACAGCAUCAGCAGCAGAUAUUUGAGCCGAUACCACUUGCGAGCAAUCAGCAGCGGAGUCGUAUUCGUGCCGGUAAUUAAUGGCCUCGAGGCUGGCCCGUGCCACUACUCCUGCUGCUCUCCUUCUCGUCGCAAGUUUGCGUCUCCGGCUUCUACGCGACAGAUGGGCUAAAGCCGUAAUACCGGACCAUUGAGCAAGCCACACGCAGCAGCUUUUGGCAGCUAUUCUUCUCUGUAGGCUUGGGCGAGAGGCUCGGUGAAGCCUCCGCGUGCUGCGGAUAGGCAAGAUGCGGCGGAGACCGGCUGCUGCUCGAGCCCGCAGAGUCCUGCCGAUUCGCUCUCGGCUGCGUCGCGAUAAUUCUUAGGACACAGAGAGACAUGCGCAUUACACAACAUUACAUUGCAUAAACACGUCAAAAGUAGCGACUCGCGAAUAAAAAUUUUAAAGCUCAAACGAUCGAGAUACAUGUGACGAGUGGUACGCACAGUGUGGACAAGUGAAAAAGUUUAACAGUGUUCAAAUAAUAAUUUUAGUGCGGUUUUAGUGUGAAAAAAAGUGAAUUUAAAAAAAUUCGAUCGCCGAUCCUCAGGGCGGAUCGGCACAGUGCGAGGUAGGGCGGUUAGGCGGCUGGCCGCACGAGACGACAUGUGGUCGUCGUCUUUGUUGCUGCUGCUAACGGCCGCACUACUGGCUGCGGCUACCAUCGAGCCUGAUUCGAUCCAGGCUACUUCACCAACUCAAAAGACCAGCAGCAGCAGCAGCAGCAGUAAACCCUUGACAUUGACGACCAUCGACGACGGCAAGUCCAACCUCGAUUAUUACGGACGCUCGAUGAUUUUCGGACUGCGUGACCUUGUCGGCAGCGAUUGGUCGAGAAGUCGCAGAAGCGUCGCCAAACCGCCGCUGGAUCGUGCAGCUAAGCAGCAACAGCAGCAAAUGAAUCUGGAUAUGGAGCGGUACAGACGCUCGAUGCAGCAGGUCUCGGCUGGAAAGUCGUCGCCGCAGCAGCAGCAGCAGCAGCAGCAGCCAUCACAGCAACCAAAAGCUCGCAACAACAACCGAACUCGCUCGGAAUCGGCGAGGGAGCAGCGACGCCGAUGUCGCCUGCGCGGCACGUGCCGAGGGCGCAACUGGUGCCCUGACAUGGACGUGGGUAAUCGAGCCUACCUGGCCCCCACGGUUUUCGAGGGCAAGGCCCGCAGCAUGUCGUCGCUUCGUAAGCCCGGCUCCAAUUACGCCGUGACUUUCGAAGUCAAGCGGGUGUACAAGAGCCAGGCCGGCUUCAUGCCGCUCCAGACGAACGACAGCGUGAGGCUACACUUUCGAGACAAAAGCGGAGGUGGCGGCGGCAAGUCCGGUCUGUGUCAAUCGGUAAACAGUGCGACGACGGCCUUGCCAACGACGUUGACGACGUCCAUGGGCCAGGGGGUGGCGCAUAAUUUGCGCACUAGUAAUAGUGGUACUCUUAACAUACUCGACGCGAUGGCCGCUGUUGGAAGCGGCAGCAGCAACGGCGACGACGGUAUGGUGCGUGCCAACAUCAAGCGCGGUAAAGUGUAUCUUGUGUUUGUGAACCGCGUGGGACCGAGAAACUUCACGAUACUUGGCGAGCCGGUUAUCAGGAGCAAGAAAAACGAACAAGCCAUCCAAGCUGUCCUUCGUCCCGACUAUGUGCGAGAAGUCACGUUAUCAGAGCUAAGAGACUCAGUGGCUAGGUACCGGGACAGGGUGAAGCUCGUGUGUCGAACGAGAGGUUCACCCCCUCCAAGAGUGCACUGGCUAAAAGAUGGACUUCCUCUGCAACCAAGGAGAGGACUCAGAAUUCAGCAUAAACGACGAAGAUCAAAAGUGGUGAUAUCGUCGGCACGAUCGGAAGACAGUGGGAGAUACGAGUGCGUAGCGGAAAGCACUUCCGGUCAUAGGGCUUCACUGGCAGCCCAGCUUCUAGUCGUUCAAGAUAUGAGAAAUCCACCAACCACAACAGCGGCGUGGUUGAGGCAAGAGCAGCCCUGUCCGAUCGCAGGAGACUUUUGCAUGAACGGUGGUACUUGCCUGUUUUUCGAGACUGUCGGGGAACCAGCCUGCAGGUGCGCGGAAGGAUUCACGGGUCUGCGCUGCGAGACGAAGGACGUCAUCAGUACAGGAAGUGUGUAUAACAGACACAGGGCACCCUUUUCGUGCAAACUCGGACUCUCGACCUCGUACUACUGCUAGCGAUAGUUUAUCGGGGCCCAAUGACAGUACACAAUUCAACACAAGCACAUUUAUAAAGUUCACCCAUCACCAUCACACACAAAACAAAUUGUCUGUUACUUCAUAUGGCGUUUCCCCGGUCGAUUAAUCGAUAUUAUAAAUAUGGAUCAUAAAAGAAUAUAUAUAGCGAAUGAAAACUCAUAUAAAUAAUACAUAAAUAUACGUAACACACUUGAUAAAUAUAUAAAUACAUUGUAGAGUUUACGACUUUUACAAAGAAAGAUACUUUUCUCGCAAUUGGUAGAGAAAAGGACCGCGCGAAAGUAUAAUCACCGCGAAAGAGAGCUCAGUCAAAAAAAGUUCAUCGUCCACACCGACGCAUCGUAAUCUAUUUUUAGAUGCGCUCGAGCGAAUGAAAUGAAACGUAUUAGUACGAGCUUGUAUAGGCCAAUUUAUUUAAUCGCAUUUUGAUAAAUCUUUUUCGUAUGCGUUUAGUCGCACGUAAGCGCAAAAAAUUAUCGAGAGAAACUAAUUUAUGAUUCUAAUUUGCAUGCGUUGGUCAAAAUAUGAAAGGAAAAAUGUGCACGUACGACACGUUUAUUAACACAUGCGAAUGAGAAUUUGAUUUUUUCCAUACAUCAUAUCGUUGCAUGUAAAAGAACGAGAACAAAAAAGACACGUUACGAAAAUUUUAGUCCUCGUUUCGAGACUGUUAGCAAAUAAAUUAAACGAUAGCGGAGACGUACGCGCAGGAGGAUGUUGCACCGUUCGUAAUAAGUACGAAUAUUAUUACGAAUGAUGAGCACGUGUCGUUAUCGUGCUCGAAGCUUCAUCAAAGAUGUAGUACACAUUGAUGAUUCCGCGAUUAUGCGUUUUCAACAACAUACCGUAAUUUUAUUAUUACACACAUUAUACAUAUAAAUAAAUUCUAAUUUGUAUUAUAUUCAUUAUAUAUUGUAUAUUUAACGGAUACCGAUUUUUUCUAUCUCAACUGGCUUUUGUCUUACGAUCUCGCUCAGAGACGAAACGAGAGAAAAGUUAAAGCAAUAGUUACGUAAUAUUCUUUUAAAUUUUUGAAUGUCGAAAGUAGGAGGAGCGACCGUGUAUGAUAAUUGUCGCAGCUGAUUUGCGAUGCUUCAUUAUGCAUUAUAUAUUUUAUAAAGAUUGUACUCGAUGAUGAUCGAAAAAAGACCGAAAGAGAAAAGAAACAUAUAUAAAACGAGAAAAAAAGAAUGAAAUUCCUAUAUAUGAGUGCAGAGAAGGAGGGGUUCAUAGCUGAAUAUAUAAGUCGAAACUUUCUUCGGUGCACCUUUGCAUAGGAGAAGAAUAUGUAAUAUACGGUGAAGAAUUUUUUUUCUUUCAUGACAGGGAUCAAGAUAAAGUUUUUGAAAGAAAUAUCGCAGAGAUUUUCUCAAACUGCCAAUUCACACUUUGAAGCAUUUCGUUUAUACUUUACCCCCCACAUAUACAAAGACUUGAAAACCGCAAUUUUACUCGAGGUUUGUUAUCCAUUCAUUUCAUUUUCUAAAAUCGAUGGUUGUAUUUUGUUUGUCUCUCGCAAAUAACACCAGAAAUCUUUGUGCGAGGAUGCUGCAUUUCACCGACAAGCAAAUUUUCACAUGAUUAAUUUAACUAUUAACUUUUAUUACACAAAGCAUUUAUUAAGUUUUAAAUAAUAGAUUAUCAUACGAUGAAAACAUAAGACUGUUCAGCCGCAUACGAUCCAUUUAUCAUAAAAAAUAGAAAGUAUAAGUACGAUGGAAAAGAAGAAAAAUCGCAUACUCUGAGAUUUUAAAUCUCAAAAUGACGUCGGCAUUUGCUCUCUCGUGUAUAAUACAGCCAAGGAGCUAUUUAAAUUCAGCCUUAAUAUCGCUGUAAAUUUUUUCUACGGCAUUCUCCCUCUCUCUCUCUCUCUCUCUCUCUCUCUCUCUCUCUCUCUCUGCAGUUUUGUUCUACAGUCAAGGCUACGUUUUCUUGCAGCACGAUAUAUCCAGCAUUUUGAAUGUAUAUAAUAUAUAUUUCGA
Molecule: messenger RNA, 5407 nt
Organism: Trichogramma pretiosum
Lineage: Eukaryota; Metazoa; Arthropoda; Insecta; Hymenoptera; Trichogrammatidae
Gene: vn
Product: protein vein
Exons: 5
Coding region: 1836-3404 (522 amino acids)
Biological process (GO): homophilic cell-cell adhesion; axon guidance; dendrite self-avoidance
Cellular component (GO): axon; plasma membrane
Molecular function (GO): cell-cell adhesion mediator activity
Source: RefSeq, a predicted model, not a curated record